Molecule: messenger RNA, 6617 nt
Organism: Vespula pensylvanica (western yellowjacket)
Lineage: Eukaryota; Metazoa; Arthropoda; Insecta; Hymenoptera; Vespidae
Product: ras-specific guanine nucleotide-releasing factor 2-like
Exons: 26
Coding region: 1038-5702 (1554 amino acids)
Biological process (GO): Ras protein signal transduction; positive regulation of GTPase activity
Cellular component (GO): plasma membrane
Molecular function (GO): guanyl-nucleotide exchange factor activity; protein binding
Source: RefSeq, a predicted model, not a curated record
GUGCUCUUGUGGAGUUGGAGUUGGAGGUGGAUUCCCUCCUCUUUGCUUAUGGUCUUGUUCGCGCGCGUCAGCCUCGUCGCGGCAUUCGAUCCCGAAACAUCGUUGCUCCCGACCAUGAGACAGUCGGGUGCCGGUCACGGGACGUCGCCUCCACCGUCACCUUCGACGUCCCCGCCGACUUUGUUGCCAUCGUCGUCGUCGUCGUUGUUAUUGUCGUCGUCGUCCUCGUCGUUCUCGUCGUCCUCGUCGUCCUCGUCGUCGUCGUCGUCGUUAUUGUCAUCGUCGUCAUCGUCGUCGUCGUCGUCAUCCUGGUCGUCAUCCUCCUUAUCGUGGCCUUCCUCGUCCUGCCACGAAAAGAACGAUUACGAGACAUUCGUCUUCGUUCUUAAAUCAUCGUAAUCGUAAAAUCAAAAGAUUUUAAGAAUCGUUCGUUCCUUAAUUUUCCAAUCCUUCCCCUCCUUCCUUCGCUACCAUCACCACCCUCUCUAUCUUACCCAUACAUCCAACCCUCGAGUAUUCCCUCUUCUAAUUUUUCUUCUUUUUCUUCCUUCUAUCUCUACUUUCUUUUUCUUUAUCUUCUUAUUCUAAUUUCUUCUAAACUUUUUUUAUCUCUUCUAUCUCCUCUUCCAUUUCUCCUUCUUCUUCUUUUUCUUUCUUCUCUUUCUUCUUCUUCUUCUUCUUCUUCUUCUACUUCUUAAUCUUAUUAUCCUCUUUUUAUCCCCUUUUAAAGAUCUUUUUAGAGCCUUCUUCCUCAACGAUUAUCUUCAAAGUGAGGAAACGAACGAACGCACGCACGCCGGGGGAAACAGGAUAGAGAUAAGAGAGGAAGAAGGAGAGAGAAAUAAAGACGAGUCGCAUCAGUACACAGGACAAUCUGGUUUCUUAAGAUCGUCGAUAACAGUGUUGGAAAGACUAAAGGAGGAAUCGUAAGAAAUUUUUUUUUUUUUUACGAUUUCACAAUCGUAUACAAGGUAUUCAGGACAAUCAUUAAUCUGAGAAUCAUCGAAAGAAAGAAAUCUUUAACGUCUACCUCGAUCAUGCUCAGCCCGAAGAUGCAAAGAACAGUGAGGGUAAACGACUCUCAGCUAGUGAUGCUCUCGGAGAGAGCCCAUUACGAUCAUUCGUUGAGCGGAUAUUUACACAAACGGACUGCUGAUUCUGCCAAGUGGCAAUUACGAUGGUUCGUCUUGUAUCAGAAUCUCCUAUUCUAUUACGAAAACGAGACUUGCUCACGACCAAGCGGUGUCGUUUUGCUAGAGGGCUGCUAUUGCGAUCGUCUUAUCACCGCUAAAGGCAAAGAACCGGAUAAACAACACUGCUUUGCGAUAUCAUACAGAAGGGAGAAUCAGCGACAAUACGAGUUGAAAGCUGCCACAGAAACGGACUGCAAAAUGUGGAUCGAUGCGAUACGAGAAGCCAGCUUCAACAAAUUGCUGUUGCAAAAGGAGGAGCUCGAGCAAAAGCAUCUGCACCUGUUGCAGAUCGUAGAAAGUGAGAAAACGGCUAAGUGGCAGUACACACAACAAUGCGAGGAGCUUGCAUCGGAAAUAAAAAAGCUCCGAGCGGAGUUAUGCGCUCUGAAAAAGGAACUCAGACCAUCCGUUACGCCAACGUUUACAAGUCGUCCUGGAACAGGAACGUCUCAAGGAACAGGAAGUUUGGUAAGCGCCAUGGGAUAUCAUGGUGCGUAUAUUGGAAUUCAUGGAACCCAAUCCUGUUCUGUUGGUUUACGUGGUAUCACCGAGGGUUCCAUCGAAAUGCAGAAAAUUAAAAAGGUCCAGAGUUUUUUCCGUGGUUGGCUUUGCCGUAGACGUUGGAAACAAAUCGUUGAACAAUACAUCAAGAGCCCGCAUGCAGAGAGUAUGCGCAAACGGAACAGUCUGGUGUUUCAAAUGGUUGAGGCAGAGGAGGAAUACACGGAACAAAUGGAGAUAUUGGUUAGCUGUUUCCUGAGGCCUUUCAAAAUGGCUGCCAGUUCGAAGAAACCCCCAUGUAGUCACGAAGACGUGAAUAGUAUAUUUUUGAAUAGCGAAACAGUACUGUUCCUUCAUCAGAUCUUCCUGAAGGGUCUCACUUCUCGCAUGGAGAGCUGGCCCACUUUAGUUUUAGGUGACUUGUUUGACAUACUACUACCAAUGUUGUCAAUUUAUCAAGAAUACGUGCGCAACCACCAUUACAGUCUUCAAGUGUUGACCGAGUGCAAGCAAUCAUCGACCCCCUUUGUUGCGUUGCUCAAUAGAUUGGAGAACAAGACUGCCUGUCAAGGACGAUCUCUGGAAACGUUUCUAACAUAUCCAAUGCAUCAGAUUCCCAGAUAUAUAAUCACUUUGCACGAGCUUCUUGCGCAUACACCGCACGAUCAUGUUGAACGAAAGAGCUUGCAGAAUGCUAGGCAACAGCUGGAGGAUCUGUCACGGCAAAUGCAUGACGAGGUGAGCGAGACGGAAAAUUUGAGAAAAAAUUUGGCAGUCGAGAGAAUGAUCGUCGAGGGUUGUGACAUACUUUUGGACGUUAAUCAAGUAUUUGUUAGGCAAGGUUCGCUCGUACAGAUCCUAGAUAAACCACGAGGAGCACGUAGCAGAUUGAGUGCAACAUUUGGUAGUAAAAGUUCGACCGAUAAGGAAGCUGUCAGACAGUGUUUCCUAUUUUCUAAUCAUUUGUUGCUUACUACGAGACAAUCAGACGACGAUGGCCGUUUGAAUUUGAUACCUCAGAUCGGCAAGAUACCAUUAUCGGAUGCUGUCCUAAUAGAGGAUCCCUCUGAUCAAGGUGUUACGGACGAUGACGAAAUUUCAGUAUGCUCGAUGUCCAGUGGUAUCAGUGAAAGCAGCGGAAGUGCUACUGGAAAUACAAGUUCGCAGCUACAAAAUCGUGACUUCAAAAUCGUACUCGACGUGAAGUCUGGCGGUCCACAGGUUACCGUGCAUCUCGUAGCACCAACUAUGCAGGAGAAGGCAGCGUGGAUAAGUGAUAUAAGUCAAUGCAUGGACAACGUACACUUCAACGAUCUACUACACGGCUCGUUGUCGGACACCAGUUCCGUCACGAUGCCGCAAUCGAUUAGGAACGAUCCUAAGUUAUUCAAGGACGACGUUGACAUUAGGUUCAGUCGUACAUUGAACUCCUGUAAAAUUCCACAAAUUCGCUCGGCCACUCCUGAACGUCUACUUCAAAGACUUACCGACUUACGAUUUCUUAGUAUCGAUUUCCUCAAUACCUUUUUGUUGACCUAUCGGGUAUUCACCGAUGGUGUUACGGUGUUGGAAGCAUUAAAGAAGGUCUUUUACGAGACUGAACCACCCGAUGCUCAAAUGCCUAGCGGUUCUUUGGCAUCGUUAGACGUUUUGGGAAGCAACACGGGCGAAGGUCAAACUCACGCUGAGGAACGAAGACGAAGCAGCGUUUCUCCUAGAAGACCGAGCGGUGCCAGUUCUGUUUCAGGAUACGAAUCAGAAAUUAGUGACCGAGAUGCUAAGGGACAUUACAUGUACGAGUUUAAUACUGGAGCACACAUGUUAAAUUCGAAGACUCAUUGGCGUUACAAAAAAUUGGAAGAGGAGCAACAGCUAGGAUUGAUAACGGAGGCUCCAUCGAUCAUGAAACGUAGUCCUACAUUGCAAUCGUCGAAUCCGUCCGUGGCUUCUCAAUCUCCGGCAACCUUACGAAAAAUCAGCAUCCGCGUGGACAAUGAUACAGAAAGUGAUGGAUGCCAUCUCACGAUUCCAAAAGUUAUAGCCGUAUCAUCGAGUUCAGAAACGCUUACGGAUGCGACCGUGAUAAGCGCACCUUCGUCUCCGAGCAAUCUAAGUUCGGUUACGCUAAUUGGAUCAACGGGAUCUGGAUCUGGAUCUGAUCCUAGUCCUCAAGAAGGAGGCACGAUUUCCAGAGGUAUUUCAGAGGAAACUGAUACACCUGUAGCUACAGGGACAGCUUCAAAGGAUGAAGUACAAUUUACGUAUGCUGAUCCACCGCUGGUGUCGGAUAAGUCAACGGAUUCUUCGGAAAGCACAGAAAAAACACCUACAACACCUGCUACACCAUCAACACCUCGAAUAAAAGAUCACGAGGUUGAGAAAGAAAGAAAAGAAUGGACUGACAAUGAAAAGGCACCUUCGUCGAUUAGUCAGACUCAACAUACCUCUAGUCCAACUCAGUAUCAACAUCAACAUCAGCAACAACAACAACAACAACAACAACAACAACAACAACAACAUCAACAACAACAACAACAUCAGCAUCAACACCAACAUCAGCAUCAGCAUCAACAUCAACAUCAUCAGACGGAACAUAGAGCGUCUGUAGCUUCAGCACCAGUUACUGGAAUAAGAAGUGGCUCGAUUUCGACCGUAGCAGGAAAUUAUUGGGCCAGUAGACGAUCGAUACAAGAGUCCGAGUUAAGUUCGUCGCAAGGAAACUUUCAGCAUGAUCAACAGGUAUCCAGUAAAGCCGGUGUGGUAGUGACCAGUUUUCGACAAAGUCAACGAAGCAUCGGACCCCAACCUAUUUGGAGCAGUACAUCAACCGCAGCAGCUGCCUUCGCUAUAGCAACUUCAGCCUCGAGUAAUCCACCUGACAAAGCACCUGGUAGAUGCAGCGUUAGCGAUGGAAACAAUCGAAGUGGUUCGUGUCGCGAUAAAAAUAGAAGAAAGGAAUCGGUUAUGUCAACGGCGGCGACAAUGCGUGUACUAAACGUUCUACGACAUUGGGUUUCGAAACACGCACAAGAUUUUGAAUUGGAUCAGAAAUUGAAAAACUUGACCAUCGAAUUCCUCGAGGAUAUCAUAUAUAGUCCUAAUCUUUUGCCGGCCGAACACAAAGCUGCUAGUCAAUUGCUACGAUUGAUCACCAAAGAGGAACCCGAAAGUAACAAAGUCGAUCUCAAGAAACUAUUGACUCCACCCACGGUGGCAAGUAAGGAAAGUAUCGAGACUUUAUCAGCUUUGGAAAUCGCCGAGCAAAUGACGUAUCUGGAUCAUCAGAUAUUCGUAUCGAUCGCUAGCGAAGAAUUUCUUGGGCAAGCCUGGAUGAAGACGGACAAAGCAACACGUGCACCGCAUAUUCUAUUAAUGACGAAAAGAUUCAAUGAAGUCUCACAAUUAGUGGUUUCUGAGAUCAUUCGUCGAACAAAUAUGUCGGGUAGAGUAGCAGCGAUCGAAAAGUGGGCAGCAGUUGCAGAUAUCAGCAGAGUAUUACACAAUUAUAACGGAGUAUUACAGAUUUGUGCUGCAUUUACCAAUACCAGUGUUUAUAGGCUGAAAAAAACCUGGGAGAAGGUUUCGAAAACGACUAAACAAACGAUAGAAAAACUUCAAAAUAUCGUUUCCUCCGAUGGACGAUUUAGAAAUUUGAGAGACGCUUUACACCGAUGCGAUCCACCUUGUAUCCCAUAUCUAGGACUAUAUCUUACCGAUCUUUCCUUCAUCGAGGAAGGUACACCGAAUUUCACUGAGGAAGGUUUAUUAAACUUUUCCAAAAUGCGAAUGAUAGCUCACGUGAUCCGUGAGAUCAGACAUUUUCAACAAACACCAUAUAAGAUCGAGCUGAUAACAAAGGUUACGAAUUAUUUAUUGGAUACAUCGCUGCUAUUAAACGAAAAGGAUCUAUAUCGUAUGUCCUUGGAAAUUGAGCCUCGUACAUCGAGACUAAGUAGUACGACCUUGAUCAAUUUGCCGCCAUCCGUAAGUCAUGCUUCAAUGAAGUGAAAAGGCCGAUCUGAAGAGGAUAUGCAAAAGAAAUUAUUGAACGUUUCUAUCGAUACGUAAAAGAAAUUUUAUAUACAUAUACAUAUAUAUAUAUAUGUAUAUGUAUAUAUAUAUAUAUUUAAUUCUAAGAUCAUCUGUGACUACUCGUAAGAUUACAAGCGAGCAGUCCGUUACUUUCGGAGUCUAAAACUCUUGAUAUAAUAAUUAUUAUUCUUAUUAUCGUCAUAAUAAUUAAUACGAUUAUUAAUUUGAGUAUCUCCAACAAUUUAACGCAUCUUUCUAUUGAAGGAGACGAAAAAAAAAAGACGAAAAAGAAAAAAGAAGAAAAAGAAAAAAAGCGUGUAUCUAACGCGAGCCAACGUUUUCUACUAAAUGUAUUUAAAAGAAGCAACAAAGGAUUGAGUAGUAUUUACGCUAUUAUUCUAAAGAAAAAAAAUAUAAAAAAAGAAAAAGACAAAAAAAAAGGAUUAAUCAUCGAUAAUUAACAAAGGUACUGUUUUACUUUUUUGCAAGAAAAUUGUUCCUUUUCUUUCCUUUUUCUGUCUUCGUUUCUUUUUUCUUUUUUUCUCUUUUUUUUUUUUCUUUCACGCGAGUUUACGCGAGUCUGUCGGUCUUCGUUAAAAAGAAAACAAAAAGAAUAACAUAAAAUGCAAAAAAAAAAAAAUGGAAACAGUAAAACAGAAUGAAUUGCAUUAUUUUACUAGUGACAACAACAAAAACAUAAUAUCGUGUUCCGAAUUAUUAAAAGAAAGAAAAAAAAAAAAAAGAAGAAGAAAAGCCAAAUCUUCGCGUUUAACCCCGUCCAUUAAUACGACCAUUUUGACUUAUAUUCUGGAUCAAUUUUGCAAACGUCCAAUUUAAUUUCAGCAACGUUGGAUCGCGAAUACUCGGAUCUUUCAGCUUAUUCUAAAGAAA